Molecule: messenger RNA, 2072 nt
Organism: Gloeophyllum trabeum ATCC 11539
Lineage: Eukaryota; Fungi; Basidiomycota; Agaricomycetes; Gloeophyllales; Gloeophyllaceae
Product: heat shock protein 70
Exons: 8
Coding region: 66-1904 (612 amino acids)
Biological process (GO): cellular response to unfolded protein; vesicle-mediated transport; protein refolding
Cellular component (GO): cytoplasm; cytosol; nucleus
Molecular function (GO): ATP-dependent protein folding chaperone; ATP binding; ATP hydrolysis activity
Source: RefSeq, a predicted model, not a curated record
CCCCACCAUCUCCGGCUUGCUUUUCCGUUUCCCUCUCUUCCUACUUUACCUUCCCGUACAUAAAAAUGGAGGACGUCUAUGAAGGCGCUGUUGGCAUCGACCUCGGCACGACUUACUCAUGUGUCGGUGUCUGGCAAAACGACCGUGUCGAAAUCAUUGCCAACGACCAGGGUAACCGCACAACACCUUCAUAUGUCGCUUUCUCCAGCGAGGAACGUCUGAUUGGUGAUGCCGCAAAGAACCAGGCCGCCAUGAACCCCCGCAACACCGUCUUCGAUGCCAAGCGUCUCAUCGGUCGGAGAUACGAUGAUCCUGACGUGAAGAAGGAUAUGACGCACUGGCCUUUCGAGGUCGUCGAAAAGGACGGAUCGCCCUUGAUCAAAGUCCAAUACCUCAAUGAGGAGAAGACCUUCACCCCUCAGGAGAUCUCCGCCAUGGUACUGACGAAAAUGAAGGAGAUUUCGGAGGCUAAGCUUGGCAAGACCGUGAAGAAGGCUGUCGUUACUGUUCCCGCCUAUUUCAACGAUUCUCAGCGGUUAGCUACCAAGGAUGCGGGCGCUAUUGCCGGUCUCGACGUCCUUCGUAUCAUCAAUGAGCCCACCGCCGCCGCCAUCGCGUACGGUUUGGACCAGAAGGACAAGAAGGAGAGGAAUGUCCUGAUCUUCGAUCUGGGUGGUGGAACCUUCGAUGUCUCGCUACUCAACAUCUCCGGUGGGGUGUUCGCCGUCAAGGCUACUGCCGGUGACACUCACUUGGGUGGUGAGGACUUCGAUAACGCGCUUCUGGAGCACUUCAAGAAGGAAUUCCAACGGAAAACUAACUUCGACAUUUCGGAGGAUCCUCGUGCUCUGAGGCGGCUGAAGAGCGCAUGCGAGCGUGCCAAGCGCACUUUAUCUAGCGUCACCCAGACUACUGUCGAAGUUGACUCUCUUUAUCAGGGCGAAGAUUUCUCUGCGAACAUCACCCGUGCUCGUUUCGAGGAGAUCAACGCAGCAAUGUUCAAGCAGACUUUGGAGCCAGUCGAGCGUGUCCUCAAGGAUGCCAAGAUUCCGCGGGAGAAGGUCGAUGACAUCGUCCUUGUUGGUGGUUCUACGCGUAUCCCGAAGAUCCAGUCUAUGGUUUCGGAAUACUUCGGCGGCCGCCAACUCAACAAGUCCAUCAACCCCGAUGAGGCUGUUGCCUAUGGCGCUGCUGUCCAGGCUGCCGUGCUAACAGGCCAGACGUCAGACAAGACUGCUGACCUCUUGCUCCUAGAUGUCGCCCCUCUGUCGCUCGGCGUUGCCAUGCAGGGCGAUGUCUUCGGUGUGGUUGUGCCCCGUAACACUCCAAUCCCGACGAACAAGUCGAGAACCUUCACAACUGUCGAGGAUAACCAGACUACCGUGACUUUCCCUGUUUACGAGGGUGAACGGAUGCAGUGCCGUGAUAACCGUCUGCUCGGUGAAUUCGAGCUCACUGGCAUUCCUCCGAUGCCCCGUGGGCAGGCCGAGCUUGUCACGACUUUCGAGGUCGACGCCAACGGUCUCCUGAAGGUUUCUGCCAUGGACCGCACAUCCGGCCGCAAGGCUUCGAUCACCAUCUCCAACUCCGUUGGCCGUCUGUCAUCAGUAGAGAUCGAGCAGAUGAUCAAAGAUGCUGAGCAGUUCAAGCAGGCAGACAAAGACUUCUCUGCCCGGCAUGAGGCGAAGUCCGACCUUGAAGCCUACAUCCACCAAGUGGAGAACACGAUCACCUCUCCUGAGAUCGGCAUGAAGCUGAAGCGGGGUGCUAAGGCCCAGGUCGAGUCUGAGCUGGCCAAGGCCCUCGAGAAGCUUGAGAUCGAGGACUCGACUGCGGACGAGUUGAGGAAGGCGCAGCUGGGCAUCAAGCGCGCAUUACAGAAGGCUACCGCUGGUAUCCGGUGAUCUUUCCGGUGGAAGCUGGGGUAUCGCUGUCACUAUACUUUCCUUGUAUCCAUUCAUGUGCUUUUGCUGUUAAAAUGAAGCAUCACCCGCUUUGUUUGAGAUGCGCCCUGUAAUAUCGUCAUGACCAACCUCGGUGUACCGUCAGAAUUUUAUUUCCUUUGGCUGCAC